Aegilops tauschii subsp. strangulata is the source of this 2652-nucleotide messenger RNA. RefSeq names its product two-component response regulator ORR22. The record is from RefSeq and is a predicted model, not a curated record. Gene Ontology annotation, biological process: phosphorelay signal transduction system; cytokinin-activated signaling pathway. NCBI's taxonomy places the organism in Eukaryota, Viridiplantae, Streptophyta, Magnoliopsida, Poales, Poaceae.
GUCCUUUUUGCUACUCUGGAGUUCUUGCAACAUCAAAUUUAUUUUGCGCCUAGCACGCCGUCCAGGGAUCCUUUGCACAAGAUGUGAAUUCCUAGGCCUGUUUCUUGCUAUUCUUGGAUUUCUGUAGGGUUUUUGCCAUGUCUUGGUUGUUUCUUGAUGUUGGUUAGCAAAUCGUGGUUAGUUUAUCGAAGGGAAGAAGAAGAGAUGGAUAUGCGUGAGGAAAGGCAUGGAAAGGAGGCGAUUGUGAGCGGGUUCCCACCGGGGUUGCGUGUGCUCGCUAUCGACAAUGAUCCUGUCAGCCUCAAGGUCUUGGAGGUUCUCCUGCGCAUGCGCAACUACCGUCCAACAAUCGUGAGGGACGCGGUGAUGGCCCACCAGAUGCUUAGCGAGGGGAGGGACAAUUUCGAUCUGGUGGUCAGCGAUGUGUACCUGUCGGACAUGGACGGCUUCAAGCUUCUCAAGCUCAUCGACCUCGAGAUGGAUCUUCCCGUCAUCGUGUUAUCAGCGGACGAGAGGCCCGAGGCUAUGAAGAAAGGCAUAGCUCACGGAGCGUGCCAGUACCUGGUGAAACCGGUGCAAGCCAAGCACCUCGAUAUCAUGUGGCGGCAUGUCAUGGCGAGGAGAACCCCUCAACCAUGGAACCUCAGCAGCAGCAGCCGUAAUGCUGCCGCUGAGAAGGCGCAGCCUACAGGAGGACCCGGCGGCGGCGAGCAGGACGGUGCAAAGAGCACCAAGCGUGGAUGGACGAAGAGUCAUGAACAUGAUGAAGAUGGCCAUGAUGCGAACAAGGAGAACUUGUCACCAAACCCAUCGACCUGGAAGAAGCCGAGGACGACAUGGAGAAAUGAGCUGCAUGACAAGUUUGUGGAGGCUGUCAGUCAGAUCGGCAUCAAGAGUAAGAGAACUUACUCGAUCACACUUCUCAUGGCUUACUGUAUUAACCAAAACGAAGCAUGUGAUCUUGGCAUUAUUGUCUCUGGUAUAAAAACUUUCUGGCCAUCGAAGAUACUGGCCGCCAUGAAUGUGGAUAACUUCUCCAGAGAGAGUGUUGGGAGUCAUCUGCAGGUUUACUUUCUACUCCUCGUGUAUACCUUUUUUAUACAUAAUAGGCAGUAUAUUGAUGCAUCAAGCUGGUACAAAAUACAGAAACACAUCCACCACCUUAAUAAGUACAGGACGUAUCUCGCAAGGACCGGGGACGGGGCAGAAGAGAGGUGCAAUUUGCUUGUUGCUGAAAGGUGGGGAGAAGGUAGCUGCAAGUAUUUCCAUGGACAUGGGAUAUAUCGGCCGCCCACGAACCCUGCCUCUUGGAACCCUACCAGUCUCCCCACAAGGAUGGAUCAUCCGUCCGCGUUCGGAGCGCGUGGUGCCGGUGUCCAUGGUGGCAGCAUGCUCUCCAGGCCUUGGUUGUCGUGGCUGCUGCCGGGUUUGAGGCAGCGGCCCUCUUCCUCCAGCGCAUAUACAAACAGGACAAAUGGCACAGGGGCGUGGGACGCAUUUAGUUCCGGCCAUUCCCGCGGCGAGUCAUCCUACAUGGGCAUGCUGCGUGGCAAUCUACUGGGGGCAAACAGAGGCUUUCAGAGUAGUGGCAGCUCCCUUGCGGACAGAAAUAGACACAAUGGUGGGACGUCUUUGCCUGUGAAUCAGUUUUCAGUGCGGCCAUCUCGCCAACUGGGGUUCCAGCCUCCGGUUCAGAGGAGUCCGUAUGGCGACGCCCGGAACCGCCUAGGCAACUCCUGGCAAGCACCUAUGAAGUAUCCUGAUCUUAGCCGUGACUAUUGGAACAUCCCCAACAUCAACCAGCUCACAGGCCUUGCAGCCUCACCAGCUGGCCAGAUAGCUGGCCAAACACCGAUGAGUCUUGACAACCUGAAGAACCAAAUAGCAGCUUUCAUAAACAGCACAACAUCGAUGGCAGGUUCCGGUGAGGAGAUGGCGUCGUUUGACGGUGAUGUAGCCACCAACAACAGCACAAGCUCAGUACAGGUGCUGAAUGGUGACCUCGCAAUCGACGGCAACACAAGCUCGGUAGAGAUGUUGAAUGGUGACCUCUCAAUCGACGACAACACAAGCUGGGUAGAGAUGCUGAAUGGUUACCUCGCAAUGGACGGCGGCACAAGCUUGGUGGAGAUGCCGAAUGGUAACUUCGCACUUGGUAGUGCUUCAAGCAUCCGUGCUGCAAUGCCUGACCUUCAGAUGGGCAUUUCUGCCGCGCCAACUCGGAUGCUGAAUGAUGGUGGUGCAGGCGGCGUUCUCCCUGCGCAAGCACAAGGCACAGCUGAUCAGGAAGCUGUUGAUGGUCAACUGAAUAUCGACAGUGAUGAUUUCUUGGAAGCUGUUGUUGAUAGUUUUUCGAUGGAUGACAUUCUUACCACGAUCAACAUGCUUAAUGAGGAUUUAUUAAUCAACAACAACAUAAGCUCGGUGGAGAUGUCGAAUGGUAACUUCGCAAUCAACAACAACAUGAGCUCGGUGGAGAUGCCAAAUGGUAACUUCGCAAUCAACAACAACACAAGCUCAGUGGAGAUGCUGAAUGGUAACUUCGCACUUGGUAGUGCUUCAAGCAUUGGUGCUGCAAUGCCUGACCUUCAGAUGGGCAUUUCUGCCGCGCCAACUCAGAUGCUGAAUGAUGGUGGUGCAGGCGGCAUUCUC